AAGCGCGGAGCCGCAUGCCUGCCGCGGGAACACGACCCGCGCUUGGAAGCUCGUCGGGAGGGGCAGGCAGCGCGUCAGCUCUCGACCACCGACCCUGCUCCAGACAGGAAGAUGAUAAAAAUGAUGGCUUUUUUCUAUAGCAGUCCUCCGAAUCCAGCCAAAGAAGGCAAGAAUGGAGGUGAGGCAGCCCCCAAGCCUUUGACAUCAUCCGAAUCAGAACCCGACUCCAUGUCCCUGGAAUCAUCAACGGAGGAAGCUCAGCCACGGGACAGCAUGAAAGAGGGGAGCGCCAGAGAGGAACAAGUCCUUGCAGGUUCUCCUCCAGGAGACCGUGGGACAAGCCCCUGCACCCCUGGGCAGAAGAAGCACAAGAAGGGCAUAAAGGGGAAACUAGUCAAGGUCUUUUUUGGAAAGACGCCUGGGAAAAAUGGGUGUCAAGACCAAGAGAAGGAUGAAGAAAGGAAGCAAGUUGAGGAAAUAAACCAGCCCAUUACAGCUGAACAAAUCAGGGAGCUAAUUAAGAAUCAGAAAUUCUUCAAAGCAAGUCAGUAUCUGCUUGUCAUGGAGAAAGUGGCUAAUGGUGACUCAGACAACAAAAACGAAGAGGUAAAGGUGGAAGAUUGGAGUGAAAUUCCAUCUCUGUUUGGACUGUUGAAGCAAAAGCUCCUCAGUGUCCUGCGCUCUUCAGUCGUCAUAGCGUCUUCUCAACCAGAAUUGCUGCAGGAUGCAAUUCGCACGAUGGUGGACCUGGUGGAACAGGAUGAGAGAGUCGGAUCCGAAGAAAAGGCUGUGGAGCAACUCACACCUUCCCAAAUCAGGAACUGGAAGGAGGAGUGGAGGAAUACAGUCCAAGCGUCUGUCGUGGAGCGAAUGAAAGCACCAACUGCCAACAAGGAGGGCCUCUCUGCCACAGCUCAGAGCUUCCUGCACAUGGGGAGCACCAUGAAAGAGGACCUGAUCACGGUGGUGAAAUACAUCAAACCUCAUUACCCGGAACAUUUUCAAGUGUGCUCCACUUACGCCAAAUACUACUAUCACUGCUUCUUUUCUCAGCUGGAGAUGAUUGCUCGGUUUGAACUGGGCAGCAACGACACUUACCUCCUCCUCACCUGGGUGCAGAACUUGUAUCCAAACCAAAUCAGAAACCACCCCAUUUUAGCAAAAGAGUUGGAUGAGAGCAGCCUUGGAAAUCUUUUGUCAUCCAGACAGGUGGAACAGCUUGAAGCCACAUACCGCGCUAACGAAGCAAGCUCUGUGAAACACUGGCUAGGCAAAAUCCUGGAAGUGGAAGUCACAAGGUGGAAAGAAGGGAAGGAACCAGAAAUACUGGAUGGUCACUUUCACAGUGAACUAGCAAUUGAUGCCAUACAGACUAUCUAUGGCGCAUACAAGCGUGCUGAAGAUAUUACGCCAGAACUGGGCAAAGAAAUGUCAGUCCUACUUCUGGAAGAACUGUUGGUCUUUCUGCAAAGUUACAAGAAGAAGAUGGAAAGUUUUAUUAAGGAAAACAAAUUGCAUCAAUAUUAUGGCGCAACAAUAAUUGCAAAUGUUAACAAUUGCUUGAGUUUUCGGACCCAUACAGAAGAAAGCACAGUGUCCACACAGAAGGAAGUCAAAGAGAAAAUUUUUACCACCCUGAAUGAAAUCCAGAACCUUGGGUUUGAAGCACUCCUUCAUGGCCUGUUCCUAGAGCUGCAGCCUCUUUUUAGAAAAUUCACCCAGAAGAAAUGGAUAUCCUGCACUGACAUUAUUGAUGAAAUUAUAGCAGUCACCUGCUUCCAUAGUUCUAUCUUCAGGUUUUUCAAGGACCCACUUCAGGAGGCUAUCAUGGGGAAAGUUCACCUCCAUCUGGUCCGCGAAUAUAUCACAAGGCUUUUGAGGAAGAAAGUCAGCUUGAAGACUCCAGAACUGCAAAACAACUUGUGUGAGCUUGUCCGCAAGGAUGCCUCCAUCUUGCAGAAUUUUUGCACAACGCAUGGCUCCAAAGCCUCAUGGCUGAAUUCUGCUCUUCCAAGCCUGGCUGAAAUUAUCAGGCUGCAAGAUACAGACGCCAUCAUGGUGGAAGUUGGCGUACUUGCGAACAACUAUCCCGAUAUCAGCAAGAAACACCUGCAGGCGCUUCUGUACAUCAAGGGCAACUUAUCCAGUGGUGAUUACAAAACCCUCCCAGGUGUACUGGACCUUGGUGUUCAUACAGGACAGCCACCCACCUCACUGUUUGCAUCGAUCCGGAUGUCAUAGUCUUGUGCCUUGAGCAUCGCUCUUUCCCACUUGCUGCAUUCAAGCGGCCGCUGUUCAUGGGGAUCUGGAGGCGGCAUCACUGGCCCCGCACUGCCAGGCAGUCGUGGAGUCCAAAAGCAAAGCGGGAAGGUUUUGCUUUUCAGUUGGCCCCGUCUGUGCGAAAGUGGCUGGUUCCUUUGGCUGCUACAAGAACAUCAAAGCUGCCAUAAACCCGGGGCAAGGGCCCCGAUCCAGUAUCUUGCGAGGACUCCAACAUUGCUUCUGCUGCCUUAGUUUCCCCACCUAGAGACCAGGAGCAGAGCUCCUCUUGGCUACCUCACUGGGCUGGUUCUGGCAGGAUGCUGAAAAGACAACCCUUUUGUUUCCUGUUGUUUGGUAAAGUGACCAACAGGAAAAGAGUUGGUUGCGUCUUGCCCAUAGUUUCUCAUGGGGUGGGACAAAAGGAAGGCAGGCCCCUGGCUGAUUUGGAGGUGGAAAGACAAAACAUGCAUUUUAUGCAUUUUAUUUUAUGCACUUCAAAUGUGCAGAAAAUUCCCAGCAGAAACUUGGAGGAGCUGCUCCUCUUGGUGGGAAGCCCUUCUGGACCCUAAUUCUGGGGUUGGCAUUUGAUUCUUAUCAUCCUAAGCCUGAUUGGAGUUGUCGGCCACAUUGGCAAAAGCUGCUCCGGAUCAAUGGCUAUAUGAAAACCGAGUGUAGAUUGCUUUUAAGAUUGGCAGUUUAACUCUGCCUAUAUGUUAUAUAAAAUAUAUAGGCAGUUUUAACUCUACCACUUAUUACUGUCCAAUAUGAUAAAUAUGAGAUGUGAUACAGUGCAGUUGAUAGAGAGCUGAAGGGCUUUGGUUCAGAUCUGUGCUCACUUAUCCAUAGCCCAACCUACCUCACAGGGCUGUUGUGAGGAAAUCUCAUGUGCACUGCUUUGAGCUCUUGGAGGAAGAGCAGAAUACAAAUAUUAAUACAAAUAUUAAUAAUAGUAUUAUUAAUGUGGAACAAAUGUACUUGUGAAUAUUCUGUACAUAUACAGUGCUUUAAUUUUGGCUUUUCAGUUGUCAUGCAGUGAUAUGCAGUGUUUUUCCCACUGGGACACAUUUCUAUAAAACAUGUAUGUUUUCAUAAUUGUGGUAUAGGAGUUGAUUUAUUGCUACCUGCUAUUGCCUUCAUCCAGCUCCCACCUGCCUCCACUCAAGGAACAUGGUUUGAACACAAAAAGUGGCCUUUAUUUGUCCCAAAUAGGCCACACGGCAAUGCUGCCAUUUUCGUAGUUGUUCCAGAUUCUGGAAGCAGGGCUGUAGAAAGAAACAGGGUGCAGCUCUUAUAGGAUGCUCAUAAGCCCCCAAAUUCAGAGGGUUCUUUUCAUCCUAUGCAAGAUUUGUGGGGGGGGGGGGUUUGAAGUGACCUUUGCUGCCCUGAAUUUUUGCUAGUUGGGCUGUUCUGCACAUCUCACUGGGGCAUUUCGGAGAGGGAGGGAGGGAGAGUAUCCAGCUGCCUCCACUUUGAGGUUGCUUUUGGGACCUUGGAGAGCAGUGGACACAAUACUUUCUUCACAGGAUUAGGGGGCAGAGUUCCAAUUCCAGCUCUGAGUUUGGAGUGUUGACUCCAACCUCAGAGAGGAGAAUCCAGAAUAUCCAAUGGCCCUUCUGAUGCUGUCUAAACACGACAGGAUGGUUCUCUUAGGAAGUCUGAAUGUAGAUGCACCUUUCUUCUCUUCAAGACUGACCCUACUAUUAGGAAAAGUGAGACAGGAAAUUUGCCCAUUUUCAGCAGCCACAAGAGUUGUCUUUCUGAGACUUCUGCAGGCACUUUUUAAAGAAAUCUUAACCCACAAUGAAGGCCUCAAUGUAUGGUACAGGACCAAAAUACAGUAGGCUCCUUCUAGGGAUAAAGCUUUUUUCCCCCUCUAUCAUUGCAAUUCUGACUUUUUCUUUCCAUUGAGCAAAUUUGGAAUGUCAGAAAAAAGACCUUGAUUUUUCUGAAUGGGGUGCUCAAACGUUUUGCACAAGUACGCCAAGUCAUAUCAUUCUAAUUCUAUUUAAUACAUCAGAGGUGAGGAAGGGGGUCAGACUGAUUCCCAGUUUUGAGGCUGGAGGACUGUCUUCAGGCUCAGAGCUGGGCAGCUGAAGGACCCUAGGGUCCCUCAGACGGUGUUGAGGGGGCCACAGGUUUGCUCCCAUAAUUCAUCUGCACCACGCACUAGCUGAUGGAUUUCAGAGUUCUAAUGAACACAAGUUAAUCCUGAAGACUCCCUAGUCUGGAUGCAACUAAACUGGAGGGAGUUUGGACUUUCAGGCUGAAAACCUUCCCAGCCCUACCCGGAGAGAGUGGCAAUUAAACCUGAGACCUUAUGCUUACCUGCUCCGCAACAGAGCUUUAACCCUUUCCAGAGUUUUCAGGAACAUCGUGAUAGGUCAGAAAAAGUCACUGAAGCGUUUAUUACCACCCCCAUCACAGGCAAAGCAAACAACCAAAAGCAUGCAAAACGUCAUGCCAAAAUAUUUCUCCCAGUCUUUUAAAGGGCUCUUCAUUCUGUCUAUCUGUAAGAAGUUCUGCCUCUCUUCUUGAUGGCUGUGCUGAAGCAAGUACUGUCUCAGUCUUUGUAAUAGUUCAUCACAUAAUUCAUAAUAGUAAACAAGGUCUUGACAUGUGAGAAGCAUAUUCUUUCGGGGUUUCGUACAUUUCACUUUAUGUAAUAUGGCUGUUUAAGCCCUUUUUUAAAGGAUGGAAAUGUCAAGGAUAAAAUAUUUUUUGUACUGUACCUGACACAAGUGGUUGAACUCCGGGUACUAUUGCAACCGGUUAAAUAAACAUUUUUACUGUAA
This is a messenger RNA of Varanus komodoensis (Komodo dragon), 5054 nucleotides long. RefSeq names its product TNF alpha induced protein 2 (gene TNFAIP2). The record is from RefSeq and is a predicted model, not a curated record. The transcript is spliced from 12 exons. NCBI's taxonomy places the organism in Eukaryota, Metazoa, Chordata, Lepidosauria, Squamata, Varanidae. Gene Ontology annotation, molecular function: SNARE binding. The coding region runs from base 112 to 2241 and encodes 709 amino acids. Gene Ontology annotation, biological process: exocyst localization; exocytosis. Gene Ontology annotation, cellular component: exocyst.